AUGACGGAACUUGACGCUUGUGCAACUUUGAAUGGUUGGAAUGAAAAUGAGAAAGGUUUAUACUUAUCUGUAUCCUUACGAGGCCAAGCUCAAGGAGUGUUCGGAAAUUUGACAUCAAAGACACACAAUUAUGAGGAACUUGUGAGAGCACUCGAAGAUAGAUUUUCACCAAGAAAUCAGACUGAGUUAAUUAGAGUUCAGUUGAGAGAUAGACAUCAAAAAGCUACUGAAUCAAUGGCUGAACUUGGACAAGAUGUUCGUCGUCUUGCAAACUUGGCGUACCCUCAUGCUCCUAUAGAUGUUCGUGACACUUUAGCUAAAGAACAAUUCAUUGAUGCACUUGUAAAUUCAGACAUGCGUCUCAAGAUAAAACAAGCUAGACCCAUUGAUUUGAAUGAUGCAUAUGGUGUUUGUAAUGAUGUUAUUAGAAAUACAAUGAAAUUGAUAGGGCAUAUUGUUAAUUUAUAUUGUACCGGUAAAAUAGGGUGCUUUGGCAUUGAUCUAUCCGAUGAAGUCGAUAAAUCUUCUGAAUCUACGACUGUCAAAUGUAGAGAGACAGGACCAGAAGUAAAGCAGAAAGAUAAUGUUCAAGUAGAAACAAAAAGAAAACAACGUAAAAAUCGAGAUAGGGCUAAGCAUUAUGAAAGUUCUAUUUUAAGUACUUCAAUGGCGGGGACAAAGACAAGCGAAAGAAAAGGAGGCAGUGUGAAAAAUGAAAACCAGAUUAUGCGACCACUGUGCCCUGUAUGUAAGACGAGCAUUCCGAAGACUGUUAACUUCGAAGGACAUAUAACUGAAUGUAGAAAGAGUCAUGAAAAGAGAAGAACCUGCACAAGAUGUAAUGUUUAUCCAUAUUUAAGAAGUUUAUGCAGACGACUUGGUGUCGAUUUUGGUACAGUGGACAUGAGGUGGGGAGUGACAAAAGAGGCCACGCUGGAUCACAGUACAGUAGAUAUGUGCGUCAACGAAAUACAUAGAUGUGUUAAAGACAGUGUUGGUCCGGCUUUUUUGUGCCUGAUGGGUCACAAGUACGGAUAUAGGCCUCUGCCUGCACAAAUAGAGCAAUCGGAGUUAGAUACUCUUCUACAUCAUCUGCAACUAACUGGGCAAGAUACUUCGAUGAUUAAAAGCUUCUAUUCACUCGACAAUAAUGCGGUCCCGUCUGAAUUUGUACUAAAACCUCAAGCGGAAGACAAUAAAACAUGGUGGGACGACGUUGAAACAAUUCAGAAUCAGCUGCGAGAAGCCUCCGCCGCUUGCUUUGGCAAAGAAAACGCGAAAUAUGACAAAUACCAUAUAUCUGUGACCGAAACUGAAAUACAUGAGGGUGUUUUUAACAAUCAAAACGCUAAAGAUCAAGCUAUUUUCAUACGUCGAGAUCUCGCGAGAUUUGAUUCGGAAUUUCACAAAGAUCGUAAAAUCCUUGAUCUUGUAGGGAAAGAAGUUGACAAAUAUGCCCAUGACAAACUUGCAGAACUCAGGGAAAAGAAGAUAACCAGUAAGGUUCAUCCCGACACUGUAAGAGAUAUGAAAUAUGAAGAAGGAAAACCAACACAGAUUACUGAUCAAAUAAGAGAUUUGUGUGAGCAUGUUUGUAAAACUAUGGCUGAUGGAAUUCUGGAAAGCUACGAAAAGCGGCUUCAUGUUGAAGAGGAUAGGGUAUUUCAAGAAGCAUUGCAACACAGAACCCAUGCAAACGAGAAAGCUGGUUUAUUUGUUGGGAGGGAACACGAAAUUGGAAUGAUAUCAGAUUAUCUUCACUCAGAGUCAUUAACGCCGCUUGUUGUUCACGGUCAAUCUGGUUGUGGGAAAACGGCAUUAAUGGCCGUUGCUGCAAGAAAAGCAAAAGACGUUUUUCACAAUGCUGUAGUAGUUCUUCGUUUCCUGGGUACAACCGGACAAACAGCAUCCGCUCGGCUACUACUGCUGAACGUGUGUGCGCAGAUCACUCGUGUUUUCGACAAAGAUUUGUCAGCCAUACCUACAUCUUACAAAGACCUCGUGAAAUACUUCCGUACCUGCCUUGCAUUUGCUACAUCAGAUAAACCUGUCUUAGUGUUUCUUGAUUCAUUAGACCAGUUGAAUAAUGAAGACUUUGGACAAAAUUUAGCGUGGCUUUCGUUAUCCGCGGAUUUGCCUCCGAAUGUUAGAUUGGUGGUAUCAUCUCUACCAACCCGUUCUUUAGAUAUUCUUAAAUCUCAUCUGAAGGACGCUGUAUUUGUUGAAGUUAAGCAAUUGUCCAUAAAUGAAGGACCUGAAAUUCUAAACAAAAUGCUCGAAGCGAAACACCGCCGUGUGACUGAAUCUCAGAAAUCUCUUAUCAUUAAUGCUUUCAAGAAGUGUCCUUUGCCUUUGUUUUUGCGUCUGGUUGUUGACAUUGCUGAACGUUGGAAAUCGUUUGAACACGUAGACUCUGAUGCAUUAGCAGACGACAUGCCUGGCCUGAUUACUAAGUUGUUUGAUCGACUAGAAUCUCGUUAUGGUGACAUGUUUGUGCACCAUUCUCUAGGUUACAUAACUGCUUCUAAGAAUGGUUUAUCACUUGCUGAGCUAGAGGACAUACUAUCAUGUGAUGACGAAGUUUUGGACAGUAUUUUCAAGUGGUGGACACCACCAAUUAGGCGUAUACCUCCACUUCUAUGGGCGAGGGUAAGAAACGAGCUUGGCAUUUAUCUCUCAGAGAAAGGCACCGAUGGAAUAAGCGCCUAUGGAUGGUACCAUAGGCAGUUCUGGGAAACAGCCGAGAAAAGAUACAUCCAAAGGCCUUACAAUAAAGAUAAACAAAACUUUGGCGAGAAAGCCCACACAGCUAUUGCAAACUACUUUGAAGGUAAAUGGGAUAACGGAAAACUGUAUACUAACAAAGGAGAGACGAAAAAUGAAGAUAGAAAAAUAGCUAAACAGCCUCUUAUUUUGGGUGGACUAAAUCGUGAGACGAAACGACAGCUUAAUAGGAGGAAACUCACAGAGCUGCCAUAUCAUCUUAUACAACUGAAAGAAUGGGACCGGUUUAAAAAGCUCGUAUUAGAUCUAGAGUAUGCCGAGGCAAAGUUUGAAGCUGGUGACGGUUACAAUUGUCUUAGUGAACUUAUAGAAGCUACAAAACGAUCUGCGUGUGAAGAUAUCAAGAGAAUAACUCGGUUUGUUGGAUCAAAUCUAGGGUUUUUGAUAAGAGAACCGUCCGGGGUUUAUCAGAUGGCUUUACAGCAGGCAAGGGGAAGUUGCAUACGAGAAUUGUUGGACGUGUUGAACAAGGAAAGUUUACCAAUGCCUCUGAUGGUAAAUCUACACGAAUCUGACUAUGACGACCCUUGUGAAAUGACCAUGCAUGGACAUACCGCGACGCUUCGAUGCUGCAACUUUUCACCUACAGGGGAUCUUAUUCUAUCUUCGGCUGACGACUGUACUAUGCGGGUCUGGGAUGCAACAACAGGGGCUGAGAUAGUGACUAUUACGUCACUUCCGGAACCAAUAUUUCCGGAUGAAAGUGAAGGCAUGCAGCUGAUGUUACAUCCAGUAAAUCCUUCGUGUUUCUCACGCACUGGUGAAAAUAUAGCAAAUGGUACAGAGUUAGGUGAAGUCAUGCUUUGGGAUAAAUCCGGUGUUCAGUUAUGCUCUCAGAGCACGGGUAAUAAGGCGGUGGUGUAUAUACAAUUCUCCCCAGACAAUCGUCACAUCGCCACGGCCUUCAAAAACAGUGUUCUCUCAAUUUGGUCGUCUGCAGACUUGAAUCUCGUGAAAACGGUUAAUAUCGACUGGUAUGAUUUGACAUGUCUGGACUUUUCUAGGGACGGAAAGAAACUGGCUGUGAUGAGCACGAGAG
This is a messenger RNA of Ruditapes philippinarum (Manila clam), 3823 nucleotides long. Its product is annotated as NACHT domain- and WD repeat-containing protein 1-like. NCBI's taxonomy places the organism in Eukaryota, Metazoa, Mollusca, Bivalvia, Venerida, Veneridae. The transcript is spliced from 6 exons. Gene Ontology annotation, molecular function: protein binding. The annotation marks the transcript as partial. The record is from RefSeq and is a predicted model, not a curated record.